Molecule: messenger RNA, 2193 nt
Organism: Tetrahymena thermophila SB210
Lineage: Eukaryota; Ciliophora; Oligohymenophorea; Hymenostomatida; Tetrahymenidae
Product: kelch motif protein
Exons: 13
Cellular component (GO): Golgi apparatus
Molecular function (GO): protein binding
Source: RefSeq, a predicted model, not a curated record
AUGAUUGAAGAGUUUUUACACGAAAACACAUGGAUAAAAUUAUAAGCAGAAGGAGAUAUCCCUUGUCCAAGGACAGGCCAUAGUGCCUGCUCUUUUAAAAACGAAUGCAUGUACAUUUUCGGUGGGUAUUCAGAUGAAAAAGCUCUAAAUGACAUGUAUAAAUAUAACAUAUUAUCUAAAACAUGGGAAAAAAUCGAGUAUUAGAAUUCAAUAAGUGAGAUACCUUCUGGUAGAGCUUCUGCAUAGUUAUGUGCAUACUCUGAAAUGGGUAAGAUAUAUUUAUUUGGAGGAACAGGAAUGGAAGUUAAUGAGCACUCAGCAAAUGAUCUGUAUGAGUUUGAUGUCAAUUAAAAAACAUGGAGGAUUAUUGAAACAGGAAAAUAUAGUCCAUGCGAAAGAUAUGGACACUCUAUGACUUUACAUAAUAAUUUUCUAAUUCUUUUUGGAGGAGCAAGGAUAGUUAAAUAAGGAAAUAAAUUAGUUUCAGAGUACCUAAAUGAUUUAUGGAUGCUCUCUCUUCUUGAUAAAAACUGGAGAAAAAUAACUCCAGGAGGUACUAUACCUUCUCCUAGAUAUAGAUAAGAAAUAAUCAUUCAUAACAAUGGAUUAUAUUUAAUUGGAGGAGGCACAACAAAUGAGAGAUUCAGCUCAAUUUUUAAAUAUGAAUUUUCACAAAAUUCGUGGACUUAAGUUAAUUUGGCAAACUAAAAUUCAAACAAUAAAAAAGAUUUAAUUUUUAAGGGUCGAAUGGGUCAUAUUUGUAUCUUAGAUAAUGAAGAAAUACUGUUGUAUGGGGGUGUUGAUGAUGUAGUAAAUACAGAUCCAUUAAGUUACUCAAUAGAUAAAAGAAUGUGGAGGAAAAUAUUUAUAAGAGGGAAGCACCCUAAGCCAAGGGAAUUCUUUAGUGGUUGUAAAUUUCAUCACUCAAUAAUUAUAUUUGGAGGAAGAGUUGGGUAGAAAAAAGUAAAUGAUUUAUAUAUUUGGAAUAUUUCCUGUCCUACACCAACUAAAAAGCACUGCACUUUAAAAUUAGAGAUGUUGCAACUCUUCUAUACUUAAGAAAAUUAAGGAGAUUGGGUUAUAACUUGUAAAAAAGAUAGCAAGACAAUAUCUGCUCAUUCUUAUAUAAUUAGGCAUCGCUCUAAUAGAUUUUAUGAACAUCUAAAAUAAUCAAAUUUAAUUUUUGAUGGCUGCUCUAAAUUAUUGACACAUAUUUUACAUUUUAUUUAUAGUGGAGAAGUUAACUUUGCUCAAAUUAAUCCAGAAAUAAUUACAGUUUUAAUUGAGUUUAGUAUAAGCUCUGAAAUGAAAUAUUUUUUUAGGAUAAUCAUUUUGCAUUGCUUAGUUACUUCUGCCAACUAAGACGAACUCAAUAUAUUAGAUGGUAUUUUAAGGAGUUUACAAAAUAAGUGUAAUGAAUCUUAAAAUCCAUUUUUUAAAAGUUUACUCAAUUGGAUGGAUUUGAGAAGAAAUAUCAAAUAGAAUUAACCCUCUCAGUCAACACCUACUAGUAGAAGCUAAAAUAGAAGAGAGAGUGACAUUAAUGGAGAAAUUUUUAAAAGUUUAAAUAGCUUUUAAUAAUCUUUUGACUCCGUUUUUCACCUAAAUACUAUGCUUUAUUAUUCAGAUUUCAAUUAAUUGAAGCUAGAUACUGAUACUUCAAACUUUUGCUUUGUAUAUGAAAAUAAAUAAUAUAAGGUUCACACUGCAAUUCUUUCAGCAAGAUGUGGAUAUUUUGAAAGCUAUUUUAAUGUACAUAGUCUUCUAUCUUAAUAAAAUGAAAUGGUCAUUCAACCAUUUUUGAUUCACUCUAACACUUAACUAUUAGAAUUCUUUAUUUUUUACUUAUAUAACGGAAUGGAAGCUUUUACAAAAUUCAAGCUCACUACAGAAAAUCUGAUAAAUCUUCUAGAUAUUACAAAUUAUUUUAUGAUUAAAAGUCCUACAUUUAAUUACUUAAUAGAAAAUGCUAUUUUCAAUGAAGGAAUAACUUUAGAAAAUUGCUUAAAGAAUAUGCAGUUUGCUGAGCAAUUCAAUGCAAUAUUUCUGAGAAGUAAAAUUCUAUCUUUUAUGGUUCAGAAUAUGUCUAAAGUUUUAAAGCUUUAUGAAAAAGAUCUACUUGCUAUGAAUCCACACUUUUUAGUUGAAAUGAUAAGAAUGUAGAAUGAUCAAAUAAUUUCUUAUAAUUUAUGA